ACUCGUUAAAAGGUUAACUAACAAAUGCGACCAGUUCAAAGCGCCCUUCUCGGCCUUCCCCUCUUCCGCCCUGCCUUUCCACGCUGCGAUGACGAUGGCGAUGUUAGUGAGCAUUGUCGGUCUGAUCCUCCUUAUGCUGCUUCUGAUCAUCGUCCUCAUCCUCGUGGCCUGUAAGCCAUGGCGUUUCUUCUUCUCUCCAUCUCGAGGUCGCUCAAUCAAGGUCGGUGAUAUAGAAAGGCCUCUCAUUUCUGAUGAUCCAGAUUUGGUCCAAAACCAAAGCAAUGAAUUGGGAAGAAAUUAUGUUUCAGAGGGGUCCCAUCUUCAAACCGAAGGAAGUUUUGGCUCACCAAGAGCACAUGGCCUUGUCUGUAAACACAGGCUUCCAUCAGCUGAUGCACAUUUUGCACAAGAUAUAACUUCUGAUCCGUCGGAAGAUGUUCUGGUUGGGCAAACACUAAAGCGUACGCUGGUGUCAAACCGCUCAAUCGAAGAGAGAAAGCACGCUAAAAAGGAAGAACAAAAUUAUGAUAUCUCAGGCAUUUCUAAGGCUAUUGGAUGUCAAAGAAGCAGCCUGACCCUGGAAGUUAUAUCUGGCUCUGCUUGUGGGCUUCGUUUCUCCUUACAAUCAACAAAUGCUUCUAAACUUCCGCUGACCCUUGGGAGAGUUCCUCCCAGUGAUAUGUUACUGAAGGACACAGAAGUAUCAGGAAAGCAUGCGAUGAUAAAUUGGAACUUGAAUACAUUGAAAUGGGAGCUGGUAGACAUGGGUAGCCUAAAUGGAACACUUCUGAAUUCUCUGGCAAUCCACCAUGCUGAUUCUGGUAGUAGACAAUGGAGUGAACCUGUUGAGCUUGCAAAUGGGGACAUAAUAACUCUUGGCACUUCAUCAAGAAUACUUGUUCAAAUUAUUCAUCCUGAAAACCAAAUUCCCUUUGGGGUUGGUAUGGCAUCUGAUCCCAUGGCCUUCCGUCGAGGAGGGAAAAAGCUUCCCAUGGAAGAUGUUUGCUAUUACCAAUGGCCUCUUCCAGGAGUUGAACAGUUUGGACUGUUUGGGAUCUGUGAUGGGCAUGGUGGAGCAGGAGCUGCCAAAGCAGCCAGCAAGAUACUGCCCGAGAUGGUUGCAAAUAUCUUGUCAGUUUCGGAGAAAAGACAGAGGGUUAUUUCCCUUUGUGAUGCUUCAGAUGUGCUUAGGGAUGCAUUUUCUCACACAGAAGCAUCUAUGAAUCAUCAGUAUGAGGGGUGCACUGCAACAUUGCUUUUGGUUUGGGCUGAUGGCGAUGAAGAGUUCUUUGCGCAAUGUGCAAAUGUUGGAGAUUCUGCUUGUGUGGUGAAUAUUGACGGUCAGCAAAUCAAGAUGACAGAAGACCAUAGAGUAGCUAGCCAGUCUGAAAGAAUUCGCUUGAAACAAACAGGAGAACCAUUGAAAGAUGGGGAAACACGUUUAUGUGGUCUGAACCUUGCACGGAUGCUUGGAGACAAAUUUGUGAAAGAACAGGAUUCCCGCUUUAGUUCAGAGCCUUACAUAAGCAAAGUUGUGCAAAUAGAUAGAGCAAGCAAGGCAUUUGUUCUAAUGGCAAGUGAUGGCCUGUGGGAUGUCAUUAGCAUCAAGAAGGCAGUGCAGCUUGUACUACAGAUGAAGGAGAGAUAUGCUGCUGACAAAGAGAAUUUGGCGGAGAGGAUUGCAAAUUUGGUGUUGAGUGAGGCAAGAAAUCUGCGGACAAAGGAUAACACAUCUGUUAUUUUCUUGGAUUUCAAUACAACCACUAGAACUGCUUCUUGUAAACUGGAUUCUUGAAUGGACGGUAGGAAGACUCAUCCUACCAUGCUUCAAAUUUUAGCAAUAGUUGCCGCCUUCUUUUGUUCUCAUCUCUAGUCAUUGCAACCAUAGAAAAUAUGUAUUAGUUUUGGCUCUGCCUGCUCA
Telopea speciosissima is the source of this 1921-nucleotide messenger RNA. Its product is annotated as protein phosphatase 2C 70. Gene Ontology annotation, biological process: protein dephosphorylation. The coding region runs from base 89 to 1795 and encodes 568 amino acids. The transcript is spliced from 13 exons. The record is from RefSeq and is a predicted model, not a curated record. Gene Ontology annotation, molecular function: cation binding; protein binding; protein serine/threonine phosphatase activity. Lineage: Eukaryota; Viridiplantae; Streptophyta; Magnoliopsida; Proteales; Proteaceae.